AUGGCGGAACUCUGCGGUGUGAAGAAGGGAUUAGAGAUAACCUGGACAAUGGGUUUUCAAAAAAUUGUGGUAGAGAUAGAUGCUGGAGCAGUGAUAAAGCUCCUCAACAAGGGAGAAAGUUUGGCCUCCCACCCUAAUGCUGUGGUCAGAGAGAUAUAUGAAUUAAAAAGAAGAAAUUGGAAUAUUCAUUUUGUUCAAAUAUAUAGAGAAGGAGGGAAUACCGAAUCGCCAACCACAAAGCAAAGAAGCAGCUCGACUCAGGCAGAGCUGAUGACGGUCCUAAAGAGUGAAGCACCCCGAAAAUUGCGAGCAGCAGAACAACGAAAGCUUGCACAGCGGUACCCAGUCAAUAUCAUGAGAGAGUGA
Arachis stenosperma is the source of this 366-nucleotide messenger RNA. RefSeq lists its product as uncharacterized. The coding region runs from base 1 to 366 and encodes 121 amino acids. The record is from RefSeq and is a predicted model, not a curated record. The transcript has 2 exons. Gene Ontology annotation, molecular function: nucleic acid binding; RNA-DNA hybrid ribonuclease activity. Lineage: Eukaryota; Viridiplantae; Streptophyta; Magnoliopsida; Fabales; Fabaceae.